AUGGAGGCAAGUCAUGACCCAGAGGGUCGGAAGGUCCUUAGAACAACCAUAAAGAACCUCGAAUACCUCUACGACGGCGAGCACGUUACAUGUUUUGGACGCAAGUUCAUGGAGCUAUAUCUUGGCUAUGACAAUCGUAACAGACCUGUUGAGUUCUGGAAGGCUCAACUCGCUUUUCGAGGCUUUUCGCCCAGAGGAAACGAUAUCAAGGCUCUCAAGCAACGUCUGGUUAAUUCUAAUACCGUUCAACCGGAUACCAUGGUCAAGCAAGGUAUUCAGAAAAUGAUGAGCGCCUAUCACAAGAAGGAUCAGGGUGAUCAGGAAGAAGAUGAAGAUUGUGAUGAAGCAUUUGUGGAAGAUAAUGAGGAAAAAGACAAUGACGAGGGAGAAGAUGACUCUGAGGAAGAUGGUGCCGAUGAUUCCGACGAGGAACUCGACGAUGGUCCCUGGGAUAUCACCGGACACUGGAAAUUGGAAUGCAAAACCAUGUCUUCAAACUACUGUCAAUCGGAAUCAUACACCCUUGACACCUUCUCUGCACCACGCGGAUAA
Botrytis fragariae is the source of this 552-nucleotide messenger RNA. RefSeq lists its product as uncharacterized. Lineage: Eukaryota; Fungi; Ascomycota; Leotiomycetes; Helotiales; Sclerotiniaceae. The transcript has 2 exons. Bases 1 to 552 code for a protein of 183 amino acids. The record is from RefSeq and is a predicted model, not a curated record.